Messenger RNA from Macrosteles quadrilineatus (aster leafhopper), 564 nucleotides. RefSeq lists its product as uncharacterized. Lineage: Eukaryota; Metazoa; Arthropoda; Insecta; Hemiptera; Cicadellidae. The transcript has 6 exons. The coding region runs from base 172 to 564 and encodes 130 amino acids. The record is from RefSeq and is a predicted model, not a curated record.
UUAACAUCAAAACAAAAAAUUAGAGUCAAGGUACAAAUUCAAAGUAUAGUUGUUCCACAAGAUCCAAAAUUAUCAAGAAAGAGUUCAAAAUUUAAGUUAGCAUCGCCAUUUUGGAGUUUUAUCUUCAAUUGAUAGUGUGAUUCAAAAUUCACAUAAUAUUUACUUGACAAAAUGCAGGACAGAUCUAGCGAGUGGGUAGCUCCAGUAGAGGACACUUCAAACGUUGACAAACAAACAAUGGCAAUGGUGACUCAACCACAAACGUCCCGAGGUUACCAAAUGCCACUUAAGUCUGGUGUCUUAUUGAAGAGAAGAAUUGUAAGAGUUACUCUUCCUGGCGAUGGAAUGGGACCUUCCAUUGAAGAUGGGCAUGGUCCAUUCCUGGACCUAAAAAAGGGCAAUUUGCCUAAUCCAGAACAAAUUCAAGGAAUAAUCAGAGGUCUAAAAGAAAAGAUGUGGCUCAUCCAGGAGGAAUUACAUGGUGGCCACAUGUUGAAGUUAUCAAAACUUAAGUACAAUUUGUUACACGCAGAAUCUCCGGUUCCCGACUUGGAUGAUGCCUAA